This is a messenger RNA of Juglans regia (Persian walnut), 1431 nucleotides long. RefSeq names its product protein STRICTOSIDINE SYNTHASE-LIKE 10-like. The transcript has 3 exons. The record is from RefSeq and is a predicted model, not a curated record. NCBI's taxonomy places the organism in Eukaryota, Viridiplantae, Streptophyta, Magnoliopsida, Fagales, Juglandaceae. Gene Ontology annotation, molecular function: strictosidine synthase activity. Gene Ontology annotation, biological process: biosynthetic process. Bases 73 to 1194 code for a protein of 373 amino acids.
CAGAAUGAGCAAUUUCUUUCCUCCAUAUUAUUGAAAGCGUCCCUCGGUAAAAGGCUAAAAGCGAACAAAGCCAUGAAGCUCAAAGUGAAAGUAGCAGCGGCAGUAGCAGUCCUCUCCAUCACCUCGGCUCUCUUUUUACCGGCUAAUCGCACCCUUUUUGCACCGCCUACUUUAGUCGGGUCCCAGGAUGAGCUCCACGCAGCAAAGAUUCUGCAAGUGACUGGUGCGGUGGGACCGGAAAGUCUCGUGUUCGAUGCUAAUGGAGAAGGGCCUUACACAGGCGUGGCCGACGGUCGGAUCCUCAAAUGGCAAGGGGAUGAUCGUGGUUGGGCUGAUUUUGCUUUCACCACGUCUGCAAGGAAGGAGUGUUUUCGUCCACUCGCACCUGAGCUGGAGCAUUUGUGCGGGAGACCUUUAGGACUACGGUUUGAGAAGAAAACUGGAAAUCUCUAUAUCGCUGAUGCCUACUUGGGUCUUCAAGUAGUAGGGCCUGGUGGUGGUCUGGCCACUCAAGUGGUCACAGAAGUUGAAGGGCAGCCCCUUCGCUUCACCAAUGAUAUGGAUAUUGAUGAGCACGAAGAUGUGAUUUAUUUCACAGAUUCAAGCACAAGUUUCCAGAGGAGGCAAUUCAUGUCAUCGAUCUUGAGUGGAGACAAGACAGGCAGGUUAUUCAAAUACGAUAAAUCAAGCAAAGUGGUAACGGUCUUACUUAAAGGCCUUGCUUUUGCCAAUGGUGUGUCAUUGAGCAUUGACAGGUCGUUUGUGCUAGUUGCUGAAACCACUACCUGUCGUAUCCUUAGGCUUUGGCUUCAAGGUCCUAAUGCUGGGAAUGUUGAUAUUUUCGCUGAGCUUCCUGGAUUCCCGGAUAAUGUAAGACGUAACUCAAGAGGGGAGUUCUGGGUUGCCUUGCAUGCUAAAAAAGGACAUUUGGCGAGGUGGAUUCUGUAUAAUUCAUGGGUUGGAAAAACACUCUUACAGCUUCCACUCAGCUUCAAGCAGCUGCACUCACUAUUGAUAGGAGGAAUGGCCCAUGCCACUGCUAUAAAAUUAAGUGAGGAAGGGAAAGUCUUGGAAGUUUUGGAAGACUGUGAGGGAAAGACUCUAAAGUUUAUUAGUGAAGUGGAAGAGAAGGAUGGGAAGCUGUGGAUUGGAUCGGUGUUGAUGCCUUUUGUAGGCAUUUAUAAUUUGCACUGAGUUUAGCAUAUUGAAUUUCUGUAUCUCGGUUUAGAAAGUGUGGAUAGCAUGGUUUUUGCUUUUCCUUUUUUGGGCCCCGACUCUAAACUUGCUCAGUUUCUUCGAUCUAGUUUAGAAUCUUGGCUCAUAUUGGAGAACUACAUAUGGAAGUUGCAAAUUUGUACCAUAUUGUGCCUUUUGAGUUUAAAGUGACAUUUGCAUCGAAGUUAUAAUAUGGAAAGUGAAAACACUUUUAUA